This is a messenger RNA of Syngnathus acus (greater pipefish), 1439 nucleotides long. RefSeq names its product carcinoembryonic antigen-related cell adhesion molecule 1-like. The coding region runs from base 31 to 1014 and encodes 327 amino acids. The transcript is spliced from 6 exons. The record is from RefSeq and is a predicted model, not a curated record. NCBI's taxonomy places the organism in Eukaryota, Metazoa, Chordata, Actinopteri, Syngnathiformes, Syngnathidae.
CAGAACAGAGGUGGUGGUCGACACCUCAAAAUGGAGAGAGGACAGGUUGCUGUGCUGCUGCUGCUGCUUUCAAUACAAGGACUUUCGGCCGUGCGGGUCCUCCCGUCCUCCAACCCGGCGGCGGCCGGGGACACCCUGACGCUCUCGCUCUGGCCAGCUGCCGACCUAAAGGGUGGCAGCUGGGCGAUGGGCGACUCCCUCAUCCUGACCUGGCUCAGGGACCAGCAGGCGGUUUUCCCUAACCACAGCGGCAGGGCGGCGGUGAACGUCCGCACAGCCGCCCUCACCCUCAGCUCACUCACCUUGGAGGACUCGGGAGUGUACGCCGUGCACAGCAGCGACCCCCCGCUAAGGGCCAACGCCUCCAUUACGGUGCUGGAGCCAGUUUUGAACGUGACGCUGGGGACCAAGCAAAGCCGCCCGCUGGAGUCGUCCCCAGUGGCGCUGACAUGCUCCGUCUCCUCGGGAUCCUCGCCAUCUUUCCUGUGGUUCAACGGAAGCUCGGAGGUGACGGCCCACCACAGGGUGGCGUUCUCCGACGGGAAUUCCACUCUGACCAUCCUCAACGUGAGUCGCUAUGAUGGAGGCCCCUUUAGGUGCUUUGCGUUUAACCCUGUCAGCAAUGGCACCAGCAAGCCCUUCGUCUUCACCGUCAUCUACGGCCCGGACAACGUGGCUUUGACGGUCAACGAUCAGCACGCUGCCGCCGCUUCCUUUGCGAGCGGAAGCAACCUGACCGUACGCUGCUCGGCCCAGUCCGGUCCGCCGGCUCUACUCCACUGGGCUUUCGAGGGCCAGUUUCUAAAUACCACGGGCCCGUCAUUGGAACUUGUCCACGUCAACCAGGAGCAGAGCGGACCUUAUUCUUGUCUGGCCUUCAAUAAUGAGACCAACAUGAGCAACAACAUCACUGAAGACAUCCUCAUAACUAAGUCCCAGGCGACAUCGUUGAAGCUGCACGUGUGGCUCCUUCCCGUGAUGCCGUGGUUCGGAUGCCUCCUGUCUGACGUGUGACCUCAAAAUAUGCUGGCAGCCCCUGAAGAAGCACAUGUGUGCACGCAUGUACAAUAUCUGUGUGAAUCUGCAGUGUCCAGACUUCAAAUACAAUUUGACACAGCCAUCUUUGUCAUUUUUUCCUGUGACAUUGGCUGCUAAUAGAUAAUGCUACAAAUAAGUCACUGACAAGGGUGGGCAAACUUGAUUUUUUGACUCAUUUUGCAGGGGGCUCAUUUAAAGUUCUUGAUGAAAAUAAAAGCUGGAGGAAUUAUAUCUUGGUGAUUUAUAUGGCAAUGAUUACUGAUUUACUAUCAACAUUUUGGACACCCCUGAGGCAAAAGCUGUCAUCAACAAUGUAGGCUUUGUUCCAUUUCAAUUCUAUUCUAAUGUUUGCUCAUUGUAUCAUAUUGUUUGCCUUCAUUUCAUGUGAUGUAACGUGCUCG